This is a messenger RNA of Linum trigynum, 1802 nucleotides long. Lineage: Eukaryota; Viridiplantae; Streptophyta; Magnoliopsida; Malpighiales; Linaceae. The record is from the annotation of a GenBank genome assembly.
CUGACGCCGACUGCCUGACCUCACCCAACCAGCAAAAUAAGCAAAACUGAAGCGCACCCUCUCUCUCUCUCUCUCUUCCCUCCGCCUUUCCACUCUUUUCUUCUUCGCCUCUGCAAUCAUCUUCCUUUUGCACAUUACUUGCUAUUUAUUACACCCUGUCCUCGACAUUGAAUUCAUACAACUCUUCCUCACCUUCUCCCUCUCUCUUCCGAGUUUGCUUAUCUCUCUUCACUUGCGUUCACCAGUAAGCAAGGAAAGCACAUCUAUUCUAUGACAAUGGCGGAUUGGACGCCUAAUACUCUCUCAUAAUUACGAGUAGCAAAAUCUAAACAACGCAAACACCCUCGCCUCAACCAUGGCCAUUGCCGCCGGCCUUACUAAUUACUGUUCCCUAGCCCAGUUUUCCGACUCUUAACCCUGCCGAGUCGAGAGAAACAAACAACCGCCACAGAAUCAAGAAGAAGAAGAAGAAGAAGAAGAAAGGAAGAAUGUGGAAGAGAUUGUUCUGGUCUUGGUCCGCCGCCGCUGUUGACAAAUCCUCUCGCCCUUACCCGCUCGGUGGACUGGUAUUCAGAUGUCAUCCACUUGUUUCUCGUCCCCCGCCACCUCCCUCCUCGUCCUCCGACCCGACUUGUUAUUUUUGUCGCCGGAGGCGAGCUGCAGCCGUCUUCCCAUUUUCAUCGCCGACUCUAGCCUCAGCAUCUUGCUCCUACUCUUCUUCUUCUUCCGACUCUAACAACGGCGGUAAUGCGACACCGCCGCCGUCCGCCGGAGGGGGACGGGAUAAUGAGACGCUGAGCUGCACGGAGGCGAAGAGGCUGAUGAGGUUGGUGAACGUGGAAGCGCUGAAAGGCAAGCUCGGGAUGGAAGGGAAGGAAGUCAUCCCUUACGACGACCUCCUCGCCGCUUGCCGAUCCAUGGGAGUAGCUCGAUCUUCCGAUGAGGCCAUCGCUUUCGCUCGCGUCCUUGACGACGCCGGCGUUGUGCUCUUAUUCCGGGACAAGGUCUAUCUUCAUCCUGAUAAGGUGGUAGAUCUGAUACGAAGAGCAGUUCCACUGGCCCUAACACCAGAGAACGACCCGAUGAGGGAUGAGCUGAAGAAUUUGCGGGAAAAGAAGGAAGAAAUCGACGUACUAGCACAUAGACAGGUGCGGCGCAUUCUGUGGGGAGGACUGGGGCUAGCUGUGGUUCAGGUAGGCCUCUUCUUCCGGCUCACUUUCUGGGAAUUCUCAUGGGAUGUGAUGGAACCCAUUGCGUUCUUCACCACCACAACUGGGAUCGUGAUAGGCUAUGCAUACUUCCUCUUCACUGCAAGAGACCCAACAUACCAGGACCUGAUGAAGAGUUUGUUCCUGUCGAGGCAGCGGAAGCUGUUCAAGAAGCAUAACUUCAACGUUGAGCGGCUCAAGGAGUUACAGUGCAAAUGCAAAACACCCUUUGAUGCUAGUACCUUUAUUAGAAAUCGGACAGGGAUGGAGCUAGAGCUAGAUGAUUCAUUCAGCAAGGAUUAACUAACUUUUAACCCCCGUUUUGUUUUGUUUUGUUAGUUCACCUUUCUACACGAAUAUAUAUAGAUGACAUAAACCAAUGUAGUUUCCUUCUCGUUUUCAAGCUUGGGCAGGGAACACAUUGUGAGUUUCUCUUUUUGAUUGGUUCAUGAUUUUGAGUCGGCCAAACGCCAGGAUUUUGUACUCAUUGCACACUGGUGUUGGUGUGCUCUCACAAGCUCCCCGAACUUCUAAUGUACUAGACUAUUUUUUUUUUCCGGGUAGAAAAAGAAGAAAUGAAAAGGCAUCAUUAAC